This is a messenger RNA of Sardina pilchardus (European sardine), 827 nucleotides long. Its product is annotated as glycine N-acyltransferase-like. The coding region runs from base 1 to 534 and encodes 177 amino acids. Gene Ontology annotation, cellular component: mitochondrion. The transcript has 2 exons. Gene Ontology annotation, molecular function: glycine N-acyltransferase activity. The record is from RefSeq and is a predicted model, not a curated record. Lineage: Eukaryota; Metazoa; Chordata; Actinopteri; Clupeiformes; Clupeidae.
AUGGCUGUCAAUGGCCCUCACACAUCACUCUCUAGAGGACCAGAUUAUUUUAGCCUGCUGCACUCUCCAAAUCCUGCUGCACUCUCCACAUGUAAUCUGUUCUCUCCUGUUAGUCCUCCCGGUUGUCUGAUCCAGCCACUCCGGCCUGAACACGCGGAGCUCGUCAACGGCAACUGGAAGUACGGCGGCGACGCCGACAGCUACAACUCCGUGCGGAGGUAUAUCACGCACCUUCCUAGCCUGUGUGUUAUUCCCGAGGACGGCUCGGCGGCGGGAACCCCCGUGUCGUGGGUGCUACUGUAUCCGCACUCGGCGCUGGGACUGCUCUACACCUUGCCGGAGUACCGGCGGAGAGGAUACGCGAGGGCGCUGGUGUCGCGCUUCUCGGAGAUGCUGUUCGAGGAGGGGUAUCCCGUGUACUGUUUCGUGGAGGAGGGAAACAGCGCCUCCUGCAGCCUGUUUCAGUCAAUCGGCUUUGGAGACCAGGAGAGUUACCGUUCUGUUUGGUUCGAAUUCAAUGAGAGAAGCAAGUGAAUUGAUGUUGACUCUCAUACAAAAUACUUUUAAAAAAUGUAAACAUUUUUUGAAGGAUUAUCAGGCUCUCUUCUCACCAAUAAAUGAAGCGAAGGAAAUCCUCAAUAAGCAUGGAAGCAACAACUUUUAUCAUCUCAAAAAUUCACAAUGUUAGACAAAUUAUAGACUAAAUGAAAGAAAUACUCAUCCAAGCUUGUAUAGCCUACUCUAUGUUGCAGUAGUCUGUUCCCAUACACAAGAAAAUAUAUUUGAAAUAUAUAUUCACAAUAUAAUUUGAAAUAUAUGUAAAUAUU